UGGAUCUUAUCUGGCGGCAGUCAUGAUGGAGCGCUUGAAGGGAAAAGUAGCAAUCGUAGUUGGUGCAAGCGAGGGCAUCGGCGCCGAAAUCGCGAGGCAACUGGCGAAACACGGGCUAAUCGUGGUUCCGGUUGCAAGAAAUUUGGAGAAAAUUAAGACCUGGGCUGACGAAUGGAAAGCGGCAAACGGUGGCGAGAUCCAUCCACUAAAAUGCGACACCACGCAGGAGAGUGAUAUUAACUCUGUCAUGGAAUGGGUUGAGGAAAAGUUUGGACAGGUGCACGUUUUGGUCAACAAUGCAGCCACUUGCCCUCAUGCAACUCUUUUUGAUGGGAGCACUAAAGAUUAUAGGCAAAUUUUGGAAGUGAAUAUUUUGGGAUUGACGAUUUUUACCAGAGAGGCGAUUAAGCUGAUGAGAAAGACUAAUGUUGACGGCCACAUUGUUCAAAUCAACAGUACUUCCGGACAGCAAAUUGUUCAAGAGCCACCGGGAAAUUAUAUGUAUGCAGCCAGCAAGCACGCAGUCAGGGUGCUUACUGAAGGACUGCGAAGGGAACUCCGGGACAUUGGAACAAAAAUUCGCGUCUCGAGCGUGAGUCCUGGGUUGGUAAAAACCAACAUUUUUGCAAAUAGUGGAGUAGCGCAGGAUGUAAAUGACUCGAUUUUUUCUGAGAAUCCUUGUCUGGAUCCAUAUGAUAUUGCUGACGCAGUAAUUUACGUUUUGGGCGCCCCACCACAUGUACAGGUUCAUGAACUGACUGUUCAACCUAAUGGUGAAAAAUGGUGAACAUUACUUAUUAUGAGGCAGAGAAAUUUUUGUCUUGAUGUGUCCAUGUAACUCUUCUUAUGAUACAUUAUGAAACAAAUAAAAAAAAUUGCAUUUCAA
Molecule: messenger RNA, 886 nt
Organism: Neocloeon triangulifer
Lineage: Eukaryota; Metazoa; Arthropoda; Insecta; Ephemeroptera; Baetidae
Product: farnesol dehydrogenase-like
Exons: 6
Coding region: 23-787 (254 amino acids)
Source: RefSeq, a predicted model, not a curated record